Molecule: messenger RNA, 933 nt
Organism: Priceomyces carsonii
Lineage: Eukaryota; Fungi; Ascomycota; Pichiomycetes; Serinales; Debaryomycetaceae
Product: deoxyhypusine monooxygenase
Exons: 1
Coding region: 1-933 (310 amino acids)
Biological process (GO): peptidyl-hypusine biosynthetic process
Molecular function (GO): deoxyhypusine monooxygenase activity
Source: RefSeq, a predicted model, not a curated record
AUGUCUGCUGAAAUUGAUGUUGAAAAUGCAAAUUUGGAGCAGCUAAGAGAUAUUUUAGUUAACAAGUCUGGUGACGUAGAAAUAGCGAAUAGAUUUAGAGCUUUGUUCAGCUUAAAAUCAAUUGGAUGUGAAUCAUCAGACGAGGAAGAAGCCAAAAGAGCAAUCGAUUAUAUAGCAGCAUCCUUCAGUGAUCACUCUGAAUUGCUCAAGCAUGAAGUAGCGUAUGUUUUAGGUCAAACAAAAAAUCUAUAUGCUGCUCCACAUUUGAGGGAGGUCUUGCAAUCAAAGAGCCAGCAAUGUAUGGUCAGACAUGAAGCGGCUGAGGCGCUUGGGGCAUUGGGAGAUACUGAAUCUUUGCCUCUAUUAAAUCAAUACUACCAAAGUGAUCCUGAAGUGGAGAUAAGACAGACGUGUGAAUUAGCUAUUGAAAGAAUAAAGUGGGAAAACUCAGAUCAAGCAAAAACAGAGAAAUUAGAGAAGUCUUUAUAUACAUCUAUUGAUCCAGCUCCACCAAUGUCGAGCGAUAAGGAGUCAAGUGUUGAAAAAUUGGCAAAAAUUUUAAAUGAUCAAAAUGAGCCAUUAUUUGAAAGAUACCGUGCAAUGUUUAGAUUAAGAGAUUUGGCAACAGAUGAAGCCUGUUUAGCUUUGGCGACUGGACUUGAUGACUCUUCUGCUCUCUUUAAGCAUGAAAUAGCUUAUGUUUUUGGACAAUUGUGUAAUCCUGUUACUGUUCCUGCUUUAAUAAAGGUAUUAAAAAAUGAAAACGAGGCCGGAAUGGUGAGACACGAGGCUGCCGAAGCAUUAGGAUCAAUUGCCACAGACGAGUGUCUACCAGUUUUAGAAUCAUUCUUGAAUGACAAAGAAGCUGUUGUCAGGGACUCGGCUAUUGUUGCAUUGGAUAUGUAUAAUUAUGAAAACUCCAACGUUUUAUAG